Molecule: messenger RNA, 828 nt
Organism: Suillus clintonianus
Lineage: Eukaryota; Fungi; Basidiomycota; Agaricomycetes; Boletales; Suillaceae
Exons: 7
Coding region: 1-828 (275 amino acids)
Source: RefSeq, a predicted model, not a curated record
AUGGUUAUUCUUGUCUGCAGCGAAAAGCUGACUGAGACCUUGAAGACAGUCGUUCCUUCAUUUCAAGGUCUGCUAGUUUCAAAGGGCGUUGCAGGUCUCGUCGCUCAGCAAUGUCAGAAGGCUGUUACAGGCUGUUACAAUGCGUGUUUCUAUACUCCACAACUUGCCUCCAAAUAUAUUGGCAUUGUGGGAUGCAAGGAACGUUCUCAGGUACCACACAUACCGAGCUCUUACGUUUUGAGCUACGUCAUUCGCAAGUGGCUAUUAUAUCUCAAAUCUGUUUGGAACGCGUCGCGCCGUCUUCCCUUUCCAUUCGGUUCAUUUCCUUCAGGCUAUACGAUGAACGCUGCUCACUACAUCACACGAAUGUCUCGUCCUGAUACGUAUCCCGUGCACCACCUGUCCGCUGAACUCUCUGAGCGGCUCAAGGAUCUCCUGGACCAAGCCGGGCUCGGGAUUAUACGGCCAAAUUCUGUAUCUCAGUUUGCUCAGCAUGCCCCCGAGUUGGCAAUCUUCCGCAAGGCUAUGGCGCUGAGCAACUGGAAGGAUGAUAUAGAAUUCCUGCGCAACUUCCGAAAGAUUGCCCUACUUUUAGCUGUUUCCAACACGACAACUGGAAAAGCACCAAAGACAUUCCCAAUUUAUCAACUUGCCCCGCACCUUUUGCAUCACCCUCUAUAUUUCUCGCUUCCCCAUCCAGAGGGUACUACCUUAUCACCAUCUUCUUUGAGUUUUAGGAAAUCCCAUCGCCCUGCUUUCCCUUACCGUCGGAUGACAAUUAUCCGCUUCCUGUUUGCCAAUGUAUUCGUCGACUUUUGCAGUACGUAG